This is a messenger RNA of Acytostelium subglobosum LB1, 1899 nucleotides long. RefSeq lists its product as hypothetical. Bases 1 to 1899 code for a protein of 632 amino acids. The record is from RefSeq and is a predicted model, not a curated record. Gene Ontology annotation, molecular function: RNA binding; ATP binding; RNA helicase activity. Lineage: Eukaryota; Evosea; Eumycetozoa; Acytosteliales; Acytosteliaceae. The transcript has 2 exons.
AUGUUCCAAUCAAUACGAUCACUUACAUCUCUCAAGGAGAUUGGUACAAGCAAUGUUCAGAUGUACAACUAUAUUUAUAGACCGUUUAGAUCGACUUCAAUGUCGCUUCAAUACGUUCAACAACAAUAUAGAGGUGGUCAGAGACCAUUCCCAACAACAGUUGGCAGCAAUGGUGGUGGCGGCUUUGGCGGCGGAAGAUACUUGAACAACAAUAGCUCCAAUCCAAGAUCGGACAAUGGCGGCGACUUUACAAACAGAGUGGCAUUCAGACGCACUGAGCAGAGAUCAGACAACAACCAGCAACAGCAACAACAAUCAAACUUUGACUUUAUCGAGGGACGCCCCAGCGGAGGCCGCAGCAACGACUUUGGCAACUCGAUGCCACCCAAGAACGUGGACUGGACUCUCGAGAACCUGCCACCCAUCAACAAGAACACUUACAAGGCCACCGACCAGGCCAACACCUGCACGCCCGCUGAGCGCGACGCCUUUUUGCUCGAUAACAACGUGUUGGUCAAGACCAAGGGCGAGACACCCUUGCCCGUCUUUGACUUUGACGCGAUGAACUUCCCCGCGCCAAUCAUCAACCUGCUCAAGAACAACUACGAGAAGCCCACCCCUAUCCAGUCGAUCGGCUGGCCAGUCGCCAUGACUGGCGGUGACAUGAUUGGUGUCUCUCAGACUGGCUCCGGCAAGACCCUGUCCUUCUUCCUGCCCGCCAUCCAGCACAUCCUGUCACAGCCACGUGAGACCGGCCCCUACACUGGCCCCCGCGUGCUCAUCAUUGCUCCAACUCGUGAGCUGUCCGUUCAGAUCUCCAACGAGGCCCAGCCAUACCUGUCGGCCGCCCGUCUCAACAGCGUCGUCAUGUUUGGUGGCGCCGCCAAGACCAACCAGAUCCGCGACAUGAGGAGAAACCCCCAGGUUGUGAUCGGUACACCAGGUCGUAUCAUCGACAUGAUGAACGACGGCUACCUCAACAUGAAGCGCGUGUCCUUCUUUGUCCUCGACGAGGCCGAUCGCAUGCUCGAGAUGGGUUUUGAGGAUCAGAUCCGCUCGAUCUUCACCAACAUCAGACCAGACCGCCAGGUGAUGUACUGGACUGCCACAUGGCCACGCAAGGUCCAGACAUUGGCCCACGAGUUCAUCGUGGACCCAGUGCACGUCCAGGUCGGAAGCACCGAGCUGGCCGCCAACCCCAACAUCAAGCAGAUGUUCACAAUCGUGGAGUCUGAGCGCGACAAGGUCACUGCCCUCGUCGACACACUCGAGAAGAUCUUCACCGAGCGUCCCGAGUCCAAGGUGAUCAUCUUCACCAUGACCAAGGGCGGAGCCGACAAGCUUAGCGAUCACAUCCGUCAGAUUGGCAACGCGCGCAUUGAAUCGAUCCACGGUGACAAGGUACAGUCGCGUCGUAUCGCCAUCAUCGAUGGCUUCAAGAAGAACUACAUAGACAUUCUGGUCGCUACUGACGUGGCCUCGCGUGGACUCGACAUCAGAACGAUCACCGACGUCAUCAACUUCUCACUGCCCUCCAACAUCGAAUCAUAUGUACACAGAAUCGGUCGCACAGCUCGCGCUGGCGCCACUGGUCACUCGCACACACUCAUCAGCAAGUCGUCGGCCAACGAUAUCGAGCUGCUACCCGAGGUCAUUCAGAUCCUGGAGAGGUCGCAGCAGGAGGUGCCCGAUGACAUCAGGGCGUUGGCGCCAAGGAGGCAGCAACACAGCCAACAGCGUUAUGGUGGUGGUCAACAGCGUGGAGGAUUCCGCGGUGGAAACAGAGGAUAUAACAACAGGCCAAGCGGUGGCUAUGGUGGCAACCGUGGUGGAUACGGCGGUGGCGGCGGUCAAUCUCGAUCUGGACCAGUGUCGUUCAAUCGUUCAGCAUCAAAUUAA